This is a messenger RNA of Pochonia chlamydosporia 170, 2094 nucleotides long. RefSeq names its product disulfide isomerase. Bases 1 to 2094 code for a protein of 697 amino acids. The transcript is spliced from 3 exons. The record is from RefSeq and is a predicted model, not a curated record. Lineage: Eukaryota; Fungi; Ascomycota; Sordariomycetes; Hypocreales; Clavicipitaceae. Gene Ontology annotation, cellular component: endoplasmic reticulum. Gene Ontology annotation, molecular function: protein disulfide isomerase activity.
AUGAGAUUGAGCAUCCUGUCGCUCCUGGCCAGCGCUACGGCCCUGGUCAGGGCGGAACCGUUGGGGGACUCGGAUACCGAAAAAGACGCCGUGAAGCCUACUACGUUUGAUCACAAGACGGUACCGCCGUUGCUGGACUUGACGCCAUCAAACUGGGCUGAGGAAGUCAACAAGACUCGAUGGCUCUUGGUCAAGCAUUUUAGCCCCUACUGUGGCCACUGCAUGGAAUUCGCUCCAACGUUUCAAACUCUAUACGAAUUCUACUACACAUCAAAAACUGCCGACGGUUCGACGUUCGAAAAGUACUACGACUUUAGAUUCGGCGUGCUUGACUGCACACUGUACGCAGAUCUCUGCAGCGAACACGACGUCGCGUCCUUCCCUACAACCAUUUUGUUCGAAAAUGGCACGCGCUUUGAGCAGGUCAUGGGCGCCAAAGGCAUGGAUGUAAUCAGCGAAAUGGUCGAGAAGGGACUCGAAAAGGAGAAGCCUGGCUCUCGACCCAAAACUGUAGACUUGCCCGAGCGCGGCGCCAAGGAGUCUCCCAAGAAGAGUGCAAAUACUGGAAAGGAUACCGUCAAGAAGGACGAGGAUGAUUCGCUUUCUGAUAAGCCUUUUGGCAAUGACUGGAAGGUUAAGACUGCCGGAGAAUUGGAAAAGGAAAGAAAACCCAAGAAACCAAAGGAUACACCUAACCCGGACGGUGUUUCAGUUUCUCUCACUGCUGAGAGCUUCCAGAAGCUCGUGACACAGACGCAGGAACCUUGGUUCAUCAAAUUCUAUGCCCCGUGGUGCCCUCAUUGUCAGGCAAUGGGACCUACUUGGCAGCAACUUGCCAAGACAAUGCGAGGCAAGCUGCAUGUUGGUGAAGUGAACUGCGACAAGGAGUCACGUCUGUGUAAGGACGUGCACGCCACAGCAUACCCAACCCUCAUUUUCUUCAAGGGCGGCGAAAGGGCAGAAUACUCGGGCUUGCGUGGCUUGGGCGAUUUUGUUCAAUAUGCUGACAAGGCCGUUGACCUCGCUAGUGGCAUUCCUGACGUGAAUGCGACCUCAUUCAAGAAUCUGGAAAAGACCGAGGACGUUAUAUUUGUGUAUUUUUACGAUCAUGCUACGACAAGCGAAGACUUCCGGGCUUUGGAGACGAUUCCCUUGAGCCUUAUUGGACACGCCAAGCUUGUCAAGACGAACGAUCCCAAACUUUAUGAACGCUUCAAGAUUACGACCUGGCCACGCCUGUUAGUUUCACGCGAAGGCAGACCAACCUACUAUCCGCCAAUCACACCCAAUGAGAUGCGCGAUAAGAAUCAAGUUUUGGACUGGAUGAGAGGUGUGUGGCUUCCACUGGUGCCAGAGUUGACUCCUUCCAAUGCCCACCAAAUUUUCAAUGGCAAGCUUGUUGUCCUUGGAAUUCUGAGCCAUGCGGAUCAGGCGUCCUUCUCGGGCUCUAUUCGUGAAAUGAAGAGCGCGGCAAAUGAGUGGAUGGACAGACAAAUUCAGGAAUUCCAACUCGAGCGUAAGAAGCUGCGAGACUCUAAGCAGAUGAGAAUCGAAGAGGCUGAAGAUCGUGGGGACCAACGCGCAUUGCGAGCUGCCAAGGGUAUUCGCGUUGAUAUGAAUAACGCUGGCCGCAAGGAAGUGACAUUUGCUUGGGUUGAUGGUGUCUACUGGCAGCGUUGGAUCCGACAAACAUACGGCAUCGAUGUGAAGGAAGGAGAAAAGAUAAUCAUUAAUGAGGAAGAUCACCGCAGAUACUGGGAUCAAACCGUGACGGGCAACUACAUCAUGGUCAGCCGUACAUCAAUCAUGGAGACGCUGGACAAGAUUGUGUAUGGCCCUCAUGUCAUCAAGCACAAGCUUACCGUGUCUACGAUUGAGAAGAUUUUCUUCGACAUCAAGGUUGCCUUUAUUGAGCACCCGUAUUUGUCAAUGGGCUGCGUCCUCGGACUGGCAUUUGGUACCUUCUCAUGGCUCCGUGGCCGCGCACGUCGUACUCGGGGUGGACAUUUCAGACUGGACGACGCCAUGGGUAUCAAUCAGCUAAAGGAGGGUCUGUUGGGCAUGAACGCCAAUGGCAAUCAAAAGGCUGAUUAA